Messenger RNA from Prorocentrum cordatum, 3336 nucleotides. The record is from the annotation of a GenBank genome assembly. NCBI's taxonomy places the organism in Eukaryota, Dinophyceae, Prorocentrales, Prorocentraceae.
AUGUCUGCACGAGCAUGGGAGCUGCAGGUCGACGCGGCGGUCUCCGCCUACGUGGCGAAGAGGUGGCACCUCGACCCGACGCAGAGGGGCUCGAAGGCUGGAUCCCUGCAGUUUCUGUACCCGCUGUUCCACGUCCUGUACCGGGUCGCGGAGGUCUCGCUCCGGGUCACCGCGAUGGCCCUGCUCCUUGCCUUCACCCGCUUCUGGUGGGAGGACCACUUCACUGGCAAGGCCCUCCAUCGCCCAAGCUCGGGGCUGGCGUAUCUUUUCGGCGUCGUGGUGUGCUCCCGGAUCUCCACCCGCGGGGAGACGCAGCUCGUCCACAUGGCGGUCGGCAUCGCCCUCCUGCUCGCCAACGCCGCCUUCUUCGUCGACAUGCCGGGCUUCUGCUACCCCGCCCAGCGGGUCAGCUGGCUUCUCGAGUGCUGGCGGUUCCUUGGCUUCUGCCUCUUCGGCGUGCUCGUCGUCUGGGAGCUGCAAGAGGGGUAUGCCCACCAGGACAAGCGCUGGGACGACUUCGAGAGCAAGCGGUGGAAGACAGGCAUCACCGUGUUGGGCAGCGCCUGUGCUCUGUACUACACGUUGAGACUGUCUCCGAUCUUCAGGAAGAAAGGAGAUGACCUGCACUCGGCCGUGAUUCGCGGCAAGCGGGAGAAGCUCCGGAAGUUGCUGCUGCACGGCGCUGGGGGCGUCGCGCUCGACGUGAACGGGCCGAUGAAGGACAACGCGGAGGCGAAGACGAAGGUGAAGCUGAAGCCAGCGCGCGAACGCCGCGUGGAGAGCGUUCCCGAGAGGAGCAGGAGCCACGGGACGAGGAAGUGCAAGCAGCGCCGCAACGGCCGCCCGCGCCAGCGCCUCCGAAGAACGGAGAAGGCGCGCUGCCUCGCGCAGCCCGGCGGCAGCGGCAAGGCUGGCGGCGGAGUGCGAGGCAAGAGCAGCAGCGCGAGCCGCUUCCGUGCAGUGGGACUGCGCAAGCGCCAUCGGCAUCAGAGGAAGGGCGCCCUGGCGGAGUGCACCGGGGUCGAGCACCAGGCCACGGCGCAGGCGGAAGCGAGCCGCGCAAUCGGAGGGAGAGGGGCGCUCUCCUGUCGAGACACCGCGCCGCUGAGCCGCGCGCCGCUGGGGGCGCGGCCGCGCCUGCUGCGAGAGGCACCAGAAGCGGGGCCCGUGGCAGUCGCGAACGGGCAACCGCGUGAGCAGCCGGCAGGGGCGAGCGCCAGGGGCCGCGCCCUGGGCGCGGGCCGGCGCAGCCCCGAGGCUGUAGUCCAGUGCCGGCAGGGAGUGCGCCACGCGGGUGUGCGGGAGGCGACGCGGGCGUGGGCGACCCUGCUGGCCAAGGCGGUGCUUACGUGGGCUGGAUGCGCGGGCGCUGUCUCUGACAGGGAGCUCGAGAUCCUUGGGCACCAUUGGUCAGCAGCCGUAGGUAGAACAGUCAUGGCGUACAAUGUAAAAGAUUUGUCCGCCUCGGUUGACAAGUGGCGCAGGCUGCUUGACGAGAUUGCGAGCGGACACUUUGAACCAGACAACCCUCCGGGGCUGCAGUGGGAGACCGAAGCCUACGCACGCUGGCAGGGCAAUCGCGCGAGCGGCCAGCUCAAGGGACCGCGCAAGGUGGAGCCUCCGCAGGGGCGUGCCCAUAGUAGCAAGAGUCCUCGCGGCGCAAUAUUUAUCCAGUCCUCGGAAAAGUCAUCCGACGUGGAAGUCGAAGACGUGCGAGUGCUUGUAGGCGUGGAGCGCCGCCAGAAGGGUUGUGCCACCCCAGCGCAGCCGGAUGCAACCGGGGCGCACGCGAUCAGACCAUGCAGUACUGUUCACGUGAGCAGCGGGCCCAGGGAGAACCGGGCGCACCGGAGGUCGCCUCAUCCGCGGGGCGCGGGCCGCCGGGCGAUGUCCGCCGCCGGGUGCUCCGGCGCGGCGUCCGCCGAGAUCGACGAGGCCACCGCCCCAGCCUGGGAGCUGCCGGCGUCGCCCAGUUGGAGCGCGGGCCUGGACACGUCUAUCCGCUCCGCGGCCACGUCCGUCUCGGUGCUGUCGGCCGGCGGGAGGCCCUGCGCGGGACGCGGCGAGGGGGACACCCAGCACCUGCGGCUGGCGCACGAGAACGACGCGCUGCGCGAGCGCCUCCGGCAGCUGGAGCGGCAGCUCGGCCACGACCGCGCCGGCCCCGCCGCCGUCCCCAGCGGCGGCGCCUCGGCGGGCGCCGAGCCCGCCGAGCCCACGCGGCACGCGCUGCCGCCGCGCCACGCGGCGCUCGGCGGCGCCCACGAGCCGCUGCCGGGCGCCCCCGCUGCCGGCAAGCCCACCCCCCUGGGCAGCACCGACGGCGCUGGCGCCGUCCCGGCCCUGGACAUGACGUACCGCAGCAGCCCGCCGAGGGCCGCCUACCCUCAGGAGUUGGACGCGCUGGGGGCAUCGGGCCUCCGCCGCGUGGCGGCCACCGUGGCGCAGGCGGCGGCGGAGGCCGCGGCGGGCUCCGCGAGCCUGGAGGGCACGCCGCGCACCGAGCUGCCGGCCCUGGGCCCGAGGUUCCCGCUGUGGAGCGCGAAGCAGGACAUGCCCACCGAGGGCGAGGAGGGCCGCAGCAUGCUGAAGGCGCCCCUGCACGAGCUCCAGGACCCGAGCUGGCAGCCCGAGCCUCUGGACCUGCCCGGCGGCAGGAGGGCCCGGGCGGCCGGGCCUCCCGAGGGGUGCGCGGCCGAGGCGGCCGCCGCGGGCGCGGCGGGCCAGCAGCAGCACCAUCCCGAGGGCUGCCCGGAGUCCUCUUCCGCCAGAGCGGCCUGCGCGGAGGAGGGGCUGGCCGUUACCGACGGGAGCGCCGCGCCCGCGCCGCCGGCGCUGCAGGCGCUGCGCUCCUGCCUGCAGAGGCAGCGGCAGGGCUGCGCGGCGCCGCCCCACGGGCGCCAGCCCGAGGGCGACGAGGACGCCGAGAGGGCCAAGGCGGUGCGGCGGCGGAAGCACAACAAGAUCCCCGGCGCCUCCCGGGGCGCCUCGGAGAAGCCGCCCGCCGCGCGCGCGCACUUCGCCGCCUACGCGGAGGUCUACGCGCCCCUGGUGCCCAGCCCUCGCUCCGCAGCCAUGGCCACCCCGACCCUCCCGAGCGCCGCCUGCGCCUCGCCCAGCGCGCCGCCACGGGAGGAGCCCCGCGCGGCGCAGCCGCCGGCCUGGGACACGCCUGCGCCCGCCAGCGGGCAGCACAGCCCCCUGGCGGCCGCCCAGCUGGAGGCGCAGGCUUGGGACAAGGUGGGCCCGUCGACGCCCGACGCCGCCCGAGGCCUGGCCGCGGCCGCGGGCAGGGCCGCGCCGGAGUGCCCCGUCGAGGCGCAGCCGCUGACGGAG